UUCACAGGAAAAGCUGUGAAAGUUUUAGUGACUUUGUUCGUAAAUUCGCUAGGUGGACUUGAUGAAAGGGAAAUGGUAAGAAACGAUUCACUUUACUAAGCGUCCAAAAAGUGCAGUGACACCAUCCAGGAUGCGCUUUGACUUCAAAGCUGUCGCUAAGCGCGCAGCGCAGUUAACGCGAGCGCAUGCGCGCAGGAGAGACAAAAUAACAUUUUAAACUAGCUCUACAAUUCUCUUUCAAAGGCCGCGCGCUUCCAUUAAUCGAGCCGACGUUUUACCGGUCAUAUGUGCGAAGAACACAUGGGUUUUCACACGCUGCGCUGUUAACCAGCAACGACUCUUCGAUAGAAUGGUCACACUUUAGGAGUCUUUUCACAGGAUUUACAUUCUUUUCCAUGUGAAAACGCUCUUUACGUUAGUAUUAUUAUUAUUAUUAUUAUUAUUACUAUUAUUUGCAGUUUUGUCAACAGACACAAUAGUAAAAAAACUGUCAACUAAUCUUUAAGUUUUUAGAAUUAGGUCAAAAGAUUAGGAUAAGAUUAGGAUUAUUUCAGGGAUAAGUUUGACUUUGGAAAGCAAGUAGAGAUAAGCUUGAUUAGUCCUUCUUAUUGAGUGAACAAUACAUUGGGUUUUUUCAGGUUUUCUUGUAUCAUUACUGCUUUCUCGUUUUGAUUUGUACUAAAUUUGUUCCUCACAUGUCUCAUUAAAGCAAUUUGAGAGCACAUUCUUCAUGAGGCAGUUGUGGCAUGAUUCACGUCUUCGAUAUGAUCAGUUUUACUCCAAGAGAAAUUUGACGCUUAAUGGAGACAUAAUGAAACAAAUCUGGAUCCCAGACACGUACGUCAACAACGAAAAAUCCAAAGUGGCUCCUGAACAGGAGUUCCUUCUCACAAUUUUUCCUGAUGGCAGGAUUAUUUACAGUCAAAGGUAAUCUGUUAACUUAUACAGCCAACACAAAAAUUUGCGAUGGAUUGGUAUUCGUUUGUUUAAAUUAGACUUAGCCUCACAAAAAUCGCUUCAGAAAAGGUAUAAUAUAAAUUGCGAGCUCAAGAACGAGGAUAGUAAGGCUGAUUUGAAUAUGAACGAAAGAAUAUGAAACUAGUGGCCAUAUAGACUAAAUUAAGGUUUAGAUUAACUUAAAAGUUUAACCAAUCUACUUCUCCCUAGAAAUUUAGUCUCAGGCAAGAGACGGCAUUUUCCAUGUUAGAUUAUCAUACAGUCUCCUUCGUACCCAGUCUAACACAUACUGAACAGUCUUUUUGCUUUCUCCUUCCCGCUUAAUGAGAGAGACCUUAAUAUGCUCAGGUAGACCUUCUUCUCUGCGAGUAACCUGCCACAAAGUCAUUAGUAUAGCUCUUGCCUAGUCCCUGUACGCCGUCUUCUCGGCCCCUCUCGGUCAAUCCAUUACUUUGAUGUAGCCGACCCAAACUCGGAUCACGUGAGCCGAAACGAAUAGGCUCUGCGGAAUAACGAGGCCUAGGGACUAGGUAAUAUCCGAUCCAAAGCCGAUACCAUCCGAUGACGAUAUAUUUCAAAUAACUCUUUCGUCUGGCACUCGCAACAACUUUGUGCGUGUAUCACGCUUUUUUGUACAUUUCUUUGCCGUCGCCGCGCAACCACAACGUGAAAGUGUCUAAUUUUACGUUUUGUCGAGGACGUGAACACAAGACAACGACUUUCUUUUUCUUUGCCUGAACUUUUGAUACAGUAUUUUAGAAUUUGUCAAAUGUUGGGAAUUUAACUUCCCAACAUUGGACGAAUUAAACAAGGUGGUAUGAACGCGAUAAAAAUUAAAGUAGCGCAAAUUCACCUUCUAAGCGAAGUUUUGGUAGCCGUCACGUUGUUGCUUAAGCUCCCCAUUGUCGAAUGAGAUUUACGUAAUGUUGUUUGUUUGUAGGUUGACUGUGAUUGCUGCUUGCAAAAUGGAUCUACGUAAUUAUCCCAUGGAUAAACAAAAUUGUAGUCUACUUUUUGAGAGUUGUAAGUAGAAAAAAAAAAAGCUAAAUAAUCUGAUCUUGUAACUAGAGAAUGACUAACACCGGGAAUUCGUUUAUUGCAGGCACACCUUCCUCGAUCUGCAGAAUUCUUCAUUUGCUUCUCAGCCUCAUUCACUAAUUGCUAUAAACUAAUGUUUAAUGAGUGUCUUUAUAUCUGAUGUAGGCACGGCUGAACUUUAGGUCCAAUCUUUUAGACCAAAACAACCCCAACCACUACGCUCGAAUUUUUAACCAUUGACAAAACACUGCUGUUCAUGCUUUAAAAAUCACAUAAACAAUGACUGCCUUCUGUUUCAGAUGGUAUGACGACAGCUGACUUAUAUUUCAAGUGGGAAAAUGUAAGCAGGGACAUGAAGUCAGCUGUAUCGAUAGGAGAAGAGCUUAUCAUGUCACAGUUUGCAGUGGAUGAUUUUACCGUUCAGGAGAUAUCCGCCUCCUACGUCACAGGUACUUCCCGGCUUUUUUUGAGGGUUUUCGUUUCUCUUUUCCCUUCGCCAGUCAGGUAUUGGAAAUUAUAAGACUGAGAAUAAGCAUGGAACACGAUGCAUUAUGGGAAGGAAAUACCCUAUGAUAUUAAGGGGGCUCUCUGCGGAUUAGUAUCUACAUUCCUGGUCACAAUUGUUGAAACGCUUUUAAAUUCCUCCUGCCCUUCCCUAUUUAAGGUUGAUUUCAUGAUCAUGUCACAGUUUGCAGUGGAUGAUUUUACCGUUCAGGAGAUAUCCGCCUCCUACGUCACAGGUACUUCCCGGCUUUUUUUGAGGGUUUUCGUUUCUCUUUUCCCUUCGCCAGUCAGGUAUUGGAAAUUAUAAGACUGAGAAUAAGCAUGGAACACGAUGCAUUAUGGGAAGGAAAUACCCUAUGAUAUUAAGGGGGCUCUCUGCGGAUUAGUAUCUACAUUCCUGGUCACAAUUGUUGAAACGCUUUUAAAUUCCUCCUGCCCUUCCCCAUUUAAGGUUGAUUUCCAAGAGUUUAUGCUCAACAAAAAACCGUGACACCAAUAUUGAGGAAGAAGAGGCAAACAAUAACUGUACAAGUUCGUGGAACGACAUAUAGUUUAUCUUAUUUUUUCCGGAAGUGUUUCCCUCAUAAUUUAUGACCGAGGUUGGAGCACGUAGCUUUCCUGCUAAGAAAAUCUAAACAUAUUAUUCAAUUCAGCUGAUGACGAAAAGUCUUACGGCUAUCAGAAUGGAUGUACUUUACCUUUUCAUUUCUAUUCCAGGAACUUUCUCUAUGCUGAAAUUAACUUUCCACAUCAGACGAAAGAAGUUUUACUACGUCGUUUCGAUAUACAUUCCCACAAUCCUUAUCACCAUUCUAAGCUGGGUUUCCUUUUGGAUUCCACGUAGCUCACCUCCCGCUCGGGUCGCCCUCGGAAUCACGACAGUCCUGGCCCUGACGACUCUAAUCUUCGGACUUCAAUCGUCGAUGCCAAAGGUGAGCUAUGUCAAGGCUAUUGACUGGUUUCUCUGUGUCUCCUUCCUCUACGUGUUCGCCGCCUUGGUGGAGUAUCCGAGUUCCACUUUCGUCACUUCUCAAGCCAAGAAGCUGACAAGAAAGGGGACCGACAUCCUUCGAAAGGUGAAAGGCCUGAAAGAUGAUCCUGAAGAUUUUCCGCUCUCGGGGACUCGAUAUGGCAGCACCGACAAACAACGGGUGAGUGAAACUCCACCCUGUCAAACUUAGCCUGCGUCGUACUAGUAAUUCAACAUCAAUGUGUUGAGUUAGCCAUACCAGAGCAACUUUUCUCUUUAACACAAGCUAAUCAAACCAGUCUUGUGUUUGCAAAGCAGAGGCACUAUUCUAAUUUGUUCAUUAAUUGCAAAGAAAUACUCUUCAACACCAACAAUUUCUUGAAAGUUACGCAGAUCUUUCGGAACCGCCAUCCCGAUCCCUUUAUCAAUGGUUCAUGAUGUUAUUAAAUAUCUUACAGAAUGUGCUGAUCUGUCACAUACUUAGCUUUUGACUAUAUGUGUGUGACAAAAAAGAUCUCUUCGGUAAAAACUUGCUUAAGCUUAGAGUGGACUCGUUUGCGGCAUACGUUUACAGCCAUCGCAUUUACCGCUUGGUAUGUUUGUUGUAAACUAAAAAAAUAAAAAACUACAAAAGGUGAACGACCACAACAAACUAACGUUAGAUGUUGACGCUUAACUGCUUCAAGAACUGAUAAAACCUGUGACCCUGUAAGUGUCCCUAGCAGGGGCGGAUCCAGGAUUUUUUUUAGGAGGAGAUGCACUCGUCUCUUGCUCUACUUCAACACCAAUAAACCCCAUAGUUUUUUUUUGCAGAAUACCAGUUGUAUUAGAAAACCGCAGGUCAUCUCAGGAGGAGGGGGGGUGCGCACCCCCUGCACCCUUCCCCUAGAUCCGCCCAUGCCCAGCUAACUGGAGACGGACACUUUCUACGUCGAAUGGGAAUUUGGGCAUGUUAGUUUUGAGAAAACCGGGAAACCGGAGUACCCAGAGAAAAACCUCUCGGAACAAACCAGACUCAACUCACAUAUGACGUGACCUCGACCUUAGCCCGGAUCACAUUCGUAAGAGAUAAGCGCUUUCACCACAACGCCAUUUCUAUUAACAAGUUCUCGCCUGCUUUCGUAUUUUUCAGGAGGACAGUUCUGAUCUUCGAAAGCUUACGAGGAACAAAACCGGACACGCGAACGGUGGUUUUGAACAUUCACAGAUGGAAAACAGCGUGGAUGGAGACCGCGACCGCACCUACCCUAGGCAGAGACAUUCUUCUCAAAAUCUACUCGACGAUGAAGACGGGGAUUUUGUUCAUAACUUUCAAGGCAUUAAUGUUGUGGAUAAAUUUGCAAGAAUUGUAUUUCCUGUUUCGUACCUUCUAUUUAACAUCUGUUACUGGAUUGUUUAUUUAUCUGCGUGA
Molecule: messenger RNA, 4880 nt
Organism: Porites lobata
Lineage: Eukaryota; Metazoa; Cnidaria; Anthozoa; Scleractinia; Poritidae
Source: the annotation of a GenBank genome assembly